AUGUCCUCGACAGGCUCGCAUUCGGCCAAACAUCGCAAGCGGUCUUCCUGGCGUUCCACUACUGACUCCGUGAACCAUGACGACGACGACAUCAUCCAGGCCCCUGCCCAGACCGCAACGAGGAAUCAACGAGUCCAGCACUCGCCACCCGCGUUCUUUCGCGACGCUGAAAGUACCACUGGAUCCGCCGCCUCGAGUCCAGAAUCCACCACAGCACAGUCGUGGGUCUUUCAUCAUUUCCACGAGAACCAGUCAUACACUAUUUCGCCGCUUCCGCCGUCAGAGCCCGCGGUACCCAAAGACUCUCUAUUCUACAGAGCCCCCUCACAGAACAACAUGAUGUCCAUCUGUCAAGCGCUCGGACUGUCGCGGCAAAGGCUGUCUGCGUUCAUCCGCACGUAUUUCGACAACAUGACCUUUCUGUCUCUAUUCCAUAGGCCAACAUUUGACACUACAGUCUACAGUACGGUCGAACUCGGUGUCGCAUCUGCCCUAGUUGCGGCCAUGUGCGCCUUCGCCGCUCACUACAUGGAGCCAGCACAAUCAGGAGAGCGAGAGGGACCUCAUGCCGGGAGAUCAGAAUCAAUGUUCACUCCAAGUCGAUUCUAUAAACUUGCUCGUGCGACCAUCCACGAUCAGCUCGAUCGAUGUGGUGAUAGCAGACCUCCCUUGGCUCUCCUUCAAGCCUAUGUCCUGAUUACAUUCUACGAAAUGACCAUAUCCGCUCGAGGCCGGGCUUGGAGGUCCUUGGGGGUCUGCGUCCGCAUUGCGCAUGAAUUGGAACUCCACUUGACGGAUGCAAUGCUGCAGGGAAAAUCAAUCAAAGAACAAAGCUCUCUGGCACAGGCAGGCUCGUGGCGUCAGAGUGAGGAACAACGGCGAGUUUGGUGGGCAUUAUACGAGCUUGACAUCUUCGCUUCUACUGUACGACGGCGCCCUGCGUCUAUACACGCAGGCGAACACGCUGUGCUUCUGCCAGUAAACGACGCAAGUUGGUUUGAAGGCAAUCAUCAGGCAAGCUGCUUCCUGGAUCCUGAUCCCCUCCAUCGUACGCGGAAGCUCCUGGAAAGCGGGAAUACGAGUGGAAAGGCGUGGUAUCUUGUCGUAAACUCACUGGUCCAUGACGCACACACGACCGCGAAUCCCACUGCGCAUUGCGAUCGCAUGGCCUCGAGGCAGGAUAUGGGCAUGUCGUCUGGCAGAACGGGCCCCGAACCAGUCGACGAACGGAAGCUGGCAGUCUUGGAUGACUUCCUUCUAUAUUUCAAAACCGUACUACCGAAGCAUCUAGCUUACGAAGGCGACUAUUUGACAUUUUCCAUCUCUUCCGCAUACGGCGGUCGAUCCGCGAGCCAAGAUUGCGACGUACAACUCAUUCAUGCCAUGCUUCACUUGGGGAAAUUGAUGGUGUUUCAUCACUUCUGCGGCCAGAAAAAUGCUACACGACUUUCUGGAGACGAAGACCUCGCUGAUUGCCUCUCAUUGAAUCAACCAUCGGUGAGCGAGAGGCUUCGAGAAACCCUCGGCUUCACGAAUGAUCAGAUCGCUUGGGACAGAUAUCUUGGAGCGGCAGAAGAAAUCAUGCGUGUUAUCCGAAACGCCUCUCCCAAUCAUAUCCGAUACGGUCAUCCGCUCCUAGCGAGCACGUUCUGGAUCGCCGCGGCGACCCAGAUCUUCAAGAAAACAUUCGCGAGAGACGACGCCGCCCAGGAACUGGCACAAUCCAACUUUGACCUCCUCAGGCUUACUCUCGAUCACAGUCACAGAUUCUGGCACACUUCCGAUCUGAUGGUCAAGAACAUUGACACCCUGGAUAAGCGACUUGCUGAGCUGAAGGCCAGAUUGACUGGAGCGCAGCAAGGCGCCCUUCGCGCCCCAAUAGGGUCUGCAGAGACGGAACUUUCUCAGAGUAAAAUCCGUCACUCCACUACCACCAUGCGACUCCCUUCCUUGGACCAAAGCGAUACCUUGGCCAGCAGCUCGCGUGACAACGUGCUACCAACUGUAUUCGACUGCGGUGGGGGAGGCCAUUAUCAGAUGGACCCGGGGGCUCCGGCAGACAUUGACAAACCGAACGACAGUGAGCUACACGCUUUCAUGUACGAUUUCUGUGGCGAUAACUGGGACGUUUGGGGCCAAGAGCUGGCAGACUUCUUCCCGUCAACAUUGGCAGCCACCUGA
Messenger RNA from Cladophialophora carrionii CBS 160.54, 2181 nucleotides. RefSeq lists its product as uncharacterized. The coding region runs from base 1 to 2181 and encodes 726 amino acids. Lineage: Eukaryota; Fungi; Ascomycota; Eurotiomycetes; Chaetothyriales; Herpotrichiellaceae. Gene Ontology annotation, biological process: DNA-templated transcription. Gene Ontology annotation, cellular component: nucleus. The transcript is spliced from 2 exons. The record is from RefSeq and is a predicted model, not a curated record. Gene Ontology annotation, molecular function: zinc ion binding; DNA binding.